Molecule: messenger RNA, 3868 nt
Organism: Strongylocentrotus purpuratus (purple sea urchin)
Lineage: Eukaryota; Metazoa; Echinodermata; Echinoidea; Camarodonta; Strongylocentrotidae
Gene: polk
Product: DNA polymerase kappa
Exons: 13
Coding region: 168-3134 (988 amino acids)
Biological process (GO): error-prone translesion synthesis
Cellular component (GO): nucleus
Molecular function (GO): DNA-directed DNA polymerase activity; damaged DNA binding
Source: RefSeq, a predicted model, not a curated record
AUUUCUUUUUGUGCGCGCGCAGUGCAGCAGUGAUACUUGGUUGAACGGUGUUAUUUUUAUUUAGACUGAAGCUGCUUGAUGCAUGCACCUGUCCUGUUGUUCAUUUAAUCAGUUUACAUAUUUUGCUUCAUUGUAUCUAGACUAAAGCCGGCCACUGAAGCCCAGGAAUGAAUACACCACCAUCAAGAGGUUUAGAUUGGAAAGAGAUACAUGUAGAUGAAGAGGAGGAAGAUGAUGAAAACUGGGCAAUGCCCGCUUCAACCCUCCCAGGUCAGGCAGGUCAUUUUACCUCUCCUCUUUCAGUGCCAAGCAGCCAUCAAAUCAUUUCUGGAAAUAAAGAUUUGCAGUUAGACAACAGCAGGGUUUCAAGCAUGGACCUAAAUACAAAUAAGGCUGGCAUGGAAGGCCUAGACAAGGAGAAGAUCAAUAAAAUAAUCAUGGAAGCAUCAAAAGGUUCAAGGUUCUAUGACAAUCAAAAGAAGAGAGAGAAGCAGACAACAGAAAGAAUCAACAAAAUGAUGGAGAAGCUUGCUCAGCUGACAGAAUCUGAAAAACAAGCUGCUUUGACUCAGGUUGAUGAGAUGGUAAGAGACUUGGAGCUGAGCAGAGAUUUGAGCAGGAUCAUCGUUCAUCUUGAUAUGGACAUGUUCUAUGCCGCUGUUGAGAUGAGAGAUGACCCUGAGCUACAGGAGAAACCCAUGGCAGUUGGAGGCAUGGGUAUGCUGUCUACUUCAAAUUACAAGGCUAGACGGUUUGGGGUGCGUGCUGCCAUGCCUGGGUUUAUUGGGAAGAAGCUGUGUCCAGAGUUGGUACUUGUUCCACCCCAUUUUGAUAAGUAUCGUGCUGUCAGCAAACAAGUGAGAGAGAUCCUGGCAGAAUAUGAUCCAAACUUCUGUCCCAUGAGCCUAGAUGAAGCGUACUUUGACCUGACAGAAUAUCUUGAAAGAAGACGGAGAAUGAGUGCUGAAGAGAGAACCUACCUUUACUGUUCAGCUGAAGACCAUGGUCAGGUGGAGGAUGAGAAGAAGAGUACUUCUGAUAAAGCCGCUAACAACGUGAGCAUCCAAGAAAGAACAAGUGAUGAAGAUGGUUAUGGCUCUUCUGGAGAUUAUCAACACCAAUCAAGCAGUGGUGUAGAUCGAUCUCUGUUCACCUCAGUCUCCAAAAAGCAAGGAGAAGUGACUUCUGGGAAAGUACUUAGUGUUCCAGCAGAGAUUCAAGUGAAAUCUCCUCGUCGUCAUGGAAACACAAAUAAUGCAAGUAGCCUAGAAGAUUCUAGAUCAGAAGCAGAAUGGGAUGAGCAACCAGAGCAGGAUGUGGAGGAUGAAGAUAAUACAUGUGGGACUAAGAGACAAGAUGGCAGGUUUGAAACAUUUGGAGUAACCUGUGAAGAGGUGGUGAGAGAGAUACGAUUCAGAAUUGAACAGAAGACCAAGCUAACUGCAAGUGCAGGUAUUGCACCCAACUGCAUGCUGGCGAAGAUCUGCUCAGACAAGAACAAGCCUAAUGGACAGUACAGAAUACAACCAUCCAGAGAAGAUGUUAUGGAUUUCAUCAGGGAUCUAUCCAUUAGAAAGAUAUCUGGUAUUGGCAAGGUAACAGAGAGGAUGCUGAGUGCUCUCGGAAUUCAGACCUGUACUGAUCUCUACCAGCAGAGGGCUCUCUCCUAUCUUCUCUUCUCCCAGACAUCAUCCAGUCAUUUUCUUCACAUCAGUCUUGGUCUGGGCUCUACACACGUUGAGAGGGAUGGUGAGAGGAAGAGCAUGAGUACAGAGCGAACAUUUAAGGAAAUCAGCAUACCUAGUGAGCUUUACAGUAAAUGUAUGGAGCUUUGUGAAGCACUGGCUGAGGAUCUUAAAAAAGAACAGAUUCAGGGCAAGACAGUGACAGUCAAACUAAAGACAGUCAAUUUUGAGGUGAAGAGCAGAGCCUCAUCGCUAAAGGUCCCUGUACGCUCAUCCCAGGAAAUCUUUGCUAUUGCUAGAGAUCUGAUCAGGACAGAGAUCAGAGCUUGUCAUCCCCAGCCUCUCAGAUUGAGACUGAUGGGAGUGAGGCUGUCAUCAUUUCAAGAUGCAAGCAAAUUAUCCAGGAGCAGACAAGGAACCAUUCUUGACAUGUUUGCUAAGAAGCAGAGCAAUAAUCCACAACCUGUCACUACACCUACACCAGACUGCACAGAGCCCACCAUGGGUUUGCUGGAAGAAAGCACUUCAAACAACAGCUUUAGUGGCAGUGUUGGCACUCCAGGGGAAGUGAGUGAUGUGUCUAGAAUUCAGGUUUUAGUACCCAACACCAAGGUAUCAGCACCCGACACUGAGAUAUUAACAUCCGACACUGAAGAUGGUGUUGGUGUUAGUUUUGAUAACAAGGAACGUGUAGAGAAAAAGGAUGUUGUUUCAGGAUCAAAGAAAGCACCUGAGGCCAGGGAUUCUACACAAUCAGCAGUUGGUGUUGGUGUUAGUGUAAACAGGGUGGAUAGGUCAGUGUCAUCUGAUACUGAACUGUCUUCUGAACAAACCUUUGAGAGUGCUAUCACAGCAGCUAAUGUAAGAACGUCUAUGACUAUAAGCAACCCACACCAUAGUCAGAGUCAUUUAGAGCCUCGGCUGCCAUUCUGCGAAGACGAUUUUGUUUCAGGAAGAGAGAAUGAGCAUUCAUCAAUUGCUGACAGGGAAGAACAUACAAAGCAAUUGUAUCAUCCAGAAUUGCUUUCCAAGUCAGAGAUUUUUAAUCAAGAAAAUAAUCAAAGAGUGGACAAAUUGCUGAAGAUGAACUCACAUGCUAAAUCUGAUGAAUAUGGUUCAGAGUGUACUAGCAGUGUGGAAGCUGAAGCACAACGGAUGCUGACAUGUCCCAUCUGUAGGCAGGAGAGAGCGUACUCCACCCUUGAGGGCUUGAAUCAACAUAUAGAUGCGUGCCUCAACAAGUCGGCCAUCAAAGAAAUGCUCCACAGAGAUAAGUCAAGAAGUUUUUCUAGCAGUAACAAUCAGCUUACAAAGAGCGGUCCAAAGAAGCUACAUUCAAGAAAAAGGAGUAAUUCUGGUUCAGGGUCAAGUUCCAGCAAGAAAAAGAGAUCCAAGUCCACACCAUGCAGAACAUUAUAUGACUUCUUCCAGAAAAAAGAUAACCAUUGAUCGAUGGAACACGGAUGUACACGGUACAGCCUUGUUUAUUGUGAAUAUUUGUGAACACUUUUCAAGUGUAAAUGUUUGAUUAUGUAUUGAACAGAAAGAAUUACAAGUGAUAUUUAUACAAGAUCAAAUCAUGCAACUCAUUAGCACUUACCGGUAUGCAUUAUUUUGAUGAUCAAAUUAUUACAUAGUAUACUUGUAGGUGCGUUUUGUAUGAUCAAUUGUGCAUAUUACAUUAAUGUGAAUGAUUGUUUGCCAUUUUUAUAAAUAUUUAAAUAUCAGUACUUGGGAAAGAAAUGUAGAUGCCAUAAUCUGAAAGAUUUUUUUUUUUAAAGAUUUCAAUUAUUGUUACAUAUAUGGAUAUGAUCACAAUGUAUAUUUAAUUGUUUAAGAAUACAUACCGGUAUACAAGUGUAUUAGAAAAGCACCCAUACUACAUGUUUUCAUGUUCAUAUGCUAUUUCCAGUGGCUUCCUUCACUCUGUAUUGUCAUGGAUGUAGUAAUCAAAAUGUAUAUUAUCAAGCUUUACACAUGUAGCCUAGAAGAUGUAUAUGACAUUUUAUACUCCACUAAAAGUCCAUUAAAAAAAAAAAUCUUAAAAGUGAUAAAAAAGUAAACUGUAAAAUUUAUCGUGAAAAACAGAGAGUACAUAACAGUAUACAUACAAGCUACUUGCUGCAAUGGAGACCAUGUACUUCCUGGGGCCGUCAAUGAGAUAAAAAUGUGUCAAAGCAAAA